Messenger RNA from Paracoccidioides brasiliensis Pb18, 1467 nucleotides. RefSeq names its product isocitrate dehydrogenase [NADP], mitochondrial. Gene Ontology annotation, biological process: isocitrate metabolic process. Bases 1 to 1467 code for a protein of 488 amino acids. Gene Ontology annotation, molecular function: NAD binding; magnesium ion binding; isocitrate dehydrogenase (NADP+) activity. Gene Ontology annotation, cellular component: mitochondrion. The transcript has 6 exons. The record is from RefSeq and is a predicted model, not a curated record.
AUGCUUUCUGUGCAGCUAACAUCCGUUCAUACCCGACACUCACUCUCGCUGCUCUCUCUUGUCCCGUCCCCUUGUGCUCGCCCAGUCGGUCGGUCUUUAUCCGCUUUCUCUAAGAAAUAUUCUUAUUCUUCCUCAUCCUCUUCCUACCCCUCCUCGUCUUCCUCCUUGCGCCCUUCUGCCCUCCUCGUCCACAGCUCCUCUGUCCCCGUCCGAAAUACCCCUGAGAGAACUCGCUGGGCAUCAAUUCCUACCACACAAACUCGCAACAUGGCUGCGUCCCGGCGGAAGAUUGUGGUGAAGAACCCCGUGGUGGAAUUGGAUGGUGAUGAGAUGACAAGGAUUAUUUGGAAAGACAUCAAGGAUAAAGGCUUGGAGUACCGUGAUAAAACCAAUGAUCAGGUUACGAUUGAUUCCGCAGAGGCGAUCAAGAAGUAUGGGGUAGGCGUUAAAUGUGCUACUAUUACUCCAGAUGAGGAGAGAGUUAAAGAAUUCAACCUCAAGCAGAUGUGGUUGUCUCCCAACGGGACUAUCAGAAACAUCCUAGGUGGAACCGUCUUCCGUGAACCAAUUGUCAUCAACCGCGUCCCCAGGCUGGUACCAGGCUGGAAAAAACCCAUUAUCAUCGGUCGACAUGCCUUUGGCGACCAAUACCGUGCCAAAGAUACAGUUAUUCCAGGUCCCGGUACUCUCGAGCUCGUCUAUACACCCAAGGGUGGCCAGCCAGAGCGCAUCAAGGUCUUUGACUUCGAAGGCGGCGGAGUUGCCAUGAGCCAAUACAACACCGACGACUCGAUCUCCGGCUUUGCCCAUGCCAGCUUCAAACUGGCCAUCUUAAAAGGAAUGCCCCUCUACAUGAGCACCAAGAAUACCAUCCUCAAGAAAUACGACGGGAGAUUUAAGGAUAUUUUCCAGUCUAUCUACGAAUCUACUUAUAAGAAGAGCUUUGAUGCCAAGGGUAUCUGGUACGAACAUAGACUCAUCGAUGAUAUGGUUGCGCAGAUGAUCAAGAGCGAAGGCGGCUUCAUCAUUGCCAUGAAGAACUACGACGGCGACGUCCAAUCCGACAUCGUAGCCCAAGGCUUUGGCUCCCUCGGCCUCAUGACCUCAACUCUCACAACUCCCGACGGCACCGCCUUCGAAUCCGAAGCCGCCCACGGCACCGUUACCCGCCACUACCGCGAGCAUCAAAAGGGCCGCGAAACCUCCACCAACCCCAUCGCAUCCAUCUUCGCCUGGACUCGUGGCCUCGUCCGCCGCGGGCAGCUGGACAACACACCGGACGUGGUUGUGUGGGCUGAGCAGCUGGAGCAGGCGUGCAUUGAUGUUGUGGAUGAGGAGGGGAUUAUGACUAAGGACCUUGCAUUAGCGUGUGGGAGGAAGGAUCGGGCAGCGUGGGUGACGACGAGAGUGUAUCUGGAGGCGGUUGAGAGGAGGUUGCAGAAGAAUUUAGCGAACGCGAAGUUGUAG